This is a messenger RNA of Pseudoliparis swirei, 2848 nucleotides long. RefSeq names its product LIM and senescent cell antigen-like-containing domain protein 1. Bases 215 to 1402 code for a protein of 395 amino acids. Gene Ontology annotation, biological process: cell-cell junction organization; positive regulation of substrate adhesion-dependent cell spreading; cell-cell adhesion. Gene Ontology annotation, cellular component: cytoplasm; focal adhesion; cell-cell junction. The record is from RefSeq and is a predicted model, not a curated record. NCBI's taxonomy places the organism in Eukaryota, Metazoa, Chordata, Actinopteri, Perciformes, Liparidae. The transcript is spliced from 10 exons.
CCCAGCGCAGUCUGAUCCGUGUUUCGUUCUCCUUGCGAUGUGGAUGCAGCUCCCUCUGCUUACUGGAUGGUGUUCCCCGUUACUGGAAGUGGAAACUUGGAUUGAACAAAGCCCAGAGGAUUACCAUUAGAGGGUUUUAGUGUUUGACGGCAGUGACUUCACCACAGGUGUGAGGGGGACUUCUGCACUUAAUCUUGGGCUGUCGCGGACGAGUAUGGAGAUGAACGGUCGCGUCCUGCCGCCGUCAAUACCGGAGGAUGGAGAAGCCCCGGAUCAUGAUCCUCAGGGGGAGAGGAACGGUUACCACCAGAGGCUCCAGGGCGGCGAAGGGGGAGAGGCUGAGGUCCCGGUCUCCAAGUCCCAGAGGCGAAAGAGUGAUGUCAAAGUCUAUAAGGAGUUUUGUGAUUUUUAUGCUCGCUUCAACAUGGCCAACGCUCUGGCCAACGCCAUGUGUGAGCGCUGCAAGAGUGGCUUUGCCCCGGCUGAGAAGAUCGUGAACAGCAACGGGGAGCUGUACCACGAGCAGUGCUUUGUGUGCGCCCAGUGUUUCCAACAGUUCCCAGAGGGACUCUUCUACGAGUUUGAAGGCAGGAAGUACUGCGAACAUGACUUCCAGAUGCUGUUUGCUCCCUGCUGCCACCAGUGUGGUGAGUUCAUCAUUGGCCGCGUGAUCAAGGCAAUGAACAACAGCUGGCACCCAGACUGUUUCUGCUGUGAUAUCUGCCAGGCUGUCCUCGCUGAUGUUGGAUUUGUUAAGAAUGCUGGAAGGCACCUGUGUCGUCCAUGUCACAACAUGGAGAAGGCUCGAGGCCUCGGAAAGUACAUCUGUCAGAAGUGCCACGCCAUUAUUGAGGAGCAGCCCCUUCUGUUCAAGAACGACCCGUACCACCCGGAUCACUUCAACUGCAACAACUGCGGUAAGGAGCUGACAGCUGAUGCCAGGGAGCUGAAGGGGGAGCUCUACUGCCUGCCCUGCCAUGACAAGAUGGGUGUCCCCAUCUGCGGGGCCUGCAGAAGACCCAUUGAGGGUCGUGUGGUUAAUGCCAUGGGCAAACAGUGGCAUGUGGAGCAUUUUGUGUGUGCUAAGUGUGAGAAGCCGUUCCUGGGACACCGUCACUACGAACGCAAGGGCCUGGCCUACUGUGAGACGCACUACAACCAGCUGUUUGGAGAUGUUUGCUACCACUGCAACCGUGUUAUUGAAGGAGACGUGGUGUCUGCCCUCAACAAGGCGUGGUGCGUCAACUGUUUUGCCUGCUCUACCUGCAACACCAAGCUCACCCUCAAGAACAAGUUUGUGGAGUUUGACAUGAAGCCGGUGUGUAAGAAGUGCUACGAGAAAUUCCCUCUGGAGCUGAAGAAGAGACUCAAGAAGUUGUCUGAAACUGUUGCCCGGAAGUAAACAGGAAAAGAGGGUAGAUGAGACCCCCCCCCCCCCCCCCCAGGUGACAUACAAGUCACAUUUCCAUAGAUGACAACCAUUUAAAGAAAGCAUUUGUGUGUUUUACAUAAUUGGUAUGUUAAAUGUAAUUUAGGUGGAAAAGUGACUUUAUAUUUUCAGUUACAGAGGGUGUUUUCAUGAUCUUGAAACUGACGGAUGGGCCAACAGGCAGAUUGUUGGUCAGUGAGUCGGCUGGUUUGAAAUUAACCUGUUCAGUGCCUUUCGGGUCAAAUGCUGCACUGAAUGUUUUUCACACGCUUGCCUUAUAUGCAUUAAAAGUAAACAUAGAUGAUUAUGGUCCUGUAUUUCAAAAUGAGCUUUAAACUUGUCCAAUGAUGCCUAGCCACGUGUCCUCUGUUUUUUUUAUGUUGCUGUUACUCUUGUAUAAUAAUGCAUUAAACCCAAAGUUGAGCAAAAUACAGUUUUAAUAAAUAUUGAUAGAGGGCCUCUCAUGUUUUCUGUUUUUCACUAACAUGGAUUAUUGUGUUUUUUAUGUGUGUGUGUGUGUUCUAUAAAGUAAAAAAGAUUGGGGGGGAUUUACAGUUUGACAUACUGUAGCCUCCUUAAUGCAGUAUGUUGGAUUGCUUAAACUGCAAUGCAUUUUAUGUGUGAAACUAUCUCUAUAUCAAGUGGUAUUAACACAGAGUUACCAGUGUAUUAGGUUCACUUGUAUUAUCUAAUAUAAUCUAAUACAACAGCCAAAAUAAACCCUAAGUUUAUACUGUUGAAUUUUUGUUGUAUCUACUCUCACAGUAAUAAAUACAUGAUAGUGACUGGAUAUUAGAAAAAACCCUCUGACACACAGUCAUCAAAGACUGAACUUAAUAAGGUUCACAGUGACAGGAUUUAUUGCAGGGCAACUGAUAGCCGUGUGUCUUGCGACAUGAUGGCUGGUGGCAUGUGCAGAGACUGAAUGUGGUAGUGUUGGAUGUUAACAUUUGUCUCUACUGUUUGUAAUCCAAAGAAAAUGACCCUCCUUCGAGGGGUAUACCGACUUCCUCAGGGCUUGGAUCCUCUUAGAAAGAAAGCCAAAUGUUGCAAUUGGGGAAAGAAUAGUUUCACUUGAACAGUAUUUUAAUCAUAGAAUGCUUAUCUUUUACAUAGUAGUUUAAUAGGAAAACACAUUCCACUAUUUUAUAGUAUAUUCUUACUGUUUCACUGCUUGUGCCACAUAAUUUGUCAUGUAAAAGUAGAGCUCUCUUCUGAACUUCAGCUCCACUAAAAUUGGUCCGCUGGCUUGUUUUAUUUGACAGACACUGCUCUUAUAAUGUAUUUUAUCUUUGCUUGUGAUAUUUAUUCAUGUCAACACACAAAAGUGCAUGUACUAGACUUGAAUUGAAAGCUAUUCUCAAUGUAUCUAAGGUAAUUCUGUCAGCUCAUCUGAAUAAAAAUUGUGCGUCAAUGAUA